UCCGUCAUCUCCCGUUCUUCAACCCACUCCUGACUGUUCCUCCCAUCGUUCUCAGUCGUUCUCACUCCGUUCCUGAAGCCAUUCCCAGAUCCCCGGAACCGUCCGCCUCGUACUGAGUCGUUCCUGUACGAGCCGCUGGGCCCGUGUGAGACGCCGAGCCCGCACGAGCCGCUGAGCCCGUGCGAGACGCCACCCCCGCGCGAGCCGUGGCCGUGGGUAUAAAAGGCUGCCGGGAGGCCGUCCUCUGAGCAGUUGUCAGCCUCCGUCCGUGACCGAGCCGCGAUACCUCAGCCAUGCUGCGUCUGACCGUGCUGUGUGUGCUGGUGGCGUGCGCCAGCGCCCAGGCCAGGAAAUCCCGGCCCUCGUUCACACUAAACCAGCCGCCUGCGGGACAGUGUUCCAAGCAGUGCCCGGAGCGGACAGAGUGUGAAAUCCAGCAGUGUGAGGUGUGCGUACCAAAGAUUCCGACGUGCAAGGAGCACAAGUGUGAGGAGAACGAGCGGUGUGAGGACAGGCCGACCGGUCCCGUCUGCAUCAGACUGAGCUGCGCGGAUAUCAAGUGUGCGGCAGGAGAGCUGUGUAACGACCUGCCCGACGGGCCCGACUGUGUCCCCGACGUGCCGUCAUGCGAGGGCUUCUUCUGCCGUCGCGGCACCAACUGCUACAUUCGUAACGGCUCGCCCAUCUGUCUGCCCAACACGUGCGCAGUGCGGGAGUGUAAGCACGGCCUGACCUGUAUCGACACCAAGAGCGGUGCGCUCUGCAGGACUGGACAAAAGAGGCCCGGCUGCGAGGGCAAGUAUUGUCCUCCCAACUCCAAGUGUGUGGAGACCGAGGACCGGGGACCCGUCUGCGACCACAUCUGAGCACCUCUGACACCGACUGUGGACUGCUGACCGGCCCGGGACGGGUCUGUGGGCGGACCGACCCGUCAGCCACGGCAGAGCGGUGUGGAGGGACGUGCCUCCGUGUAGGAGGCUGUGUUUUAUUGUAACGCCCCGACGUUGCGGGCUGACGAGUGUUCCACCGGAAUGAUAAAACGAUGACUGUCAAUAUACGAAUACAAUCACUUGGCGUUGAUUUACGUCUCAGGCAGAGAGGUUUUUGGAGGCUUUUAGAGUCUAGACACACGACGCGCUAUUCUGUGUGUGAUCUGAUUGACAAUAUAUGAGAAAGGGUCAUUCAUU
Amphibalanus amphitrite is the source of this 1187-nucleotide messenger RNA. RefSeq names its product spore coat protein SP60-like. NCBI's taxonomy places the organism in Eukaryota, Metazoa, Arthropoda, Thecostraca, Balanomorpha, Balanidae. Bases 294 to 866 code for a protein of 190 amino acids. The record is from RefSeq and is a predicted model, not a curated record. The transcript is spliced from 7 exons.